UUUAUCCUGAAUUUUCUUGAAAUUUAUGCAGUUAGACCCCAAUCUACGAAACCAAGACCCACAAGGAAAAUCCCUGAACCCCCGAAAAUCAAAGGGAAGGGCGGAUCGCUCAUUCACAGGGAAAAGCGAGUGUUUGGUACCGCCCGAAGCCCCGCCAUUCCUUUGAAGAUGAAAACGGUGAUCGAGAAGCCGGUGAAGGCAAAACCCGCAUCAGGGCUGCUAAAGAAGCCUGCAAAAGUAACAAAACCAACUCGAUCACCAAUCAUACGGAGGCCAAUUUUGGGGGCUGGAAAGCCAACUGAGAAGACCCUGGCUUGGCCGAUGAAGGCAAAACCCGCAUCAGGGCUGCUAAAGAAGCCUUCAAAAGUCACAAAACCAACUCGAUCACCAAUCAUACGGCUGCCUAUUUUGGGGACCCUGGCUCGGCCGAUGAAGAAAACAGUAUGUUUCCAAGAGAAGGGACCCAGAAAGAAUUUGGAUGAUGGAAAUGCCGCUGAGCCUCACACUCCUCUGAACGCGAUCAUAGCCAAGCCAAGAGUCGCCACGCCUUUUUACAGCGCAGAGAAAUGUAGCAAAUGUAGGUUCGACAAGCUUGAGACCGCGUCUUACUGGCUGUCUCAGAUCAAGUUGGCGGAAUCUGUGGGGAAACAUUGGGUCUCUGCUGCUUUGUUUGGACUGGCUUUCGACUGCAAUGGAGAGCCCAUAAGUAACUUGAGAGUUGGACUAAGGAAGUAUCUGGCACGACACGAGAACGUGAGUGAGGAAGAGGAGUGGAGGAAGGUAAAGAUUAGCUAUGGAUUGGUAAAAGAAGAAUGCAAUGCAAACGGGAAGGCUGUAGAAGGCGGUAAUGCAAGGGUCGACAGCCACAAAGAUGAUAAUUUGCCAAACCAAUUUGAUGAAGAAGAUAGAAAGUGAUUGUUGUGAAUUGUAGUAUAGAGUAGUUCAAUUCAUGUUAGAAAACGGCUGUUUUUCUAUGUUUUUAAUCCGGGGGUAACAAUUAGAUAGUUUUCAGUUGGUAGGCUAGGCUUGUUAGGUGGACAUAAUUUGUUGUGCUCAUCUUUAUAAAUUAUACUCACUCCGAUCAACGAAAAAUAGUCUCAUUUUAUUAUUUUAGGAUGUCCACAAAAAAUAAUCUCAUUUCUAAAAAUAAAAAGUUUUCUCUUUUACUUUACCUACUUUUUC
This is a messenger RNA of Salvia splendens (bonfire salvia), 1182 nucleotides long. RefSeq lists its product as uncharacterized. Lineage: Eukaryota; Viridiplantae; Streptophyta; Magnoliopsida; Lamiales; Lamiaceae. The coding region runs from base 169 to 915 and encodes 248 amino acids. The record is from RefSeq and is a predicted model, not a curated record. The transcript has 3 exons.